Molecule: messenger RNA, 357 nt
Organism: Ctenocephalides felis (cat flea)
Lineage: Eukaryota; Metazoa; Arthropoda; Insecta; Siphonaptera; Pulicidae
Gene: ksh
Product: protein kish-A
Exons: 3
Coding region: 139-357 (72 amino acids)
Biological process (GO): protein secretion; intracellular transport
Source: RefSeq, a predicted model, not a curated record
GACAACUGUCACUUUGACAGUUCAAUGUUGUGACUUGGCUGUCAUUCACACAAAUAAUUUAUAUUUACCAAAAAUAUAAAUAAAUUCUACUAAAAAUAGCCAAAAUACGAAUAAAUAACGUUAUAAAAAUAAUCUACAAUGAGUGCUCUCUUCAAUUUUCAAAGUUUAUUGAGCGUUAUUAUGCUUUUAAUAUGCACUUGUGCAUAUUUGCGGUCUUUAUUUCCGAGUAUUAUGGACAGAAAUAAAGUUGGGGCGAUGGGCAUCUUCUGGAAAUGUGCAAGAAUAGGCGAACGCAAAUCGCCUUAUGUGGCAGUAGUGUGUACGAUAAUGGCAUUUCAGAUACUAUUUUGGUCAUAG